UUGGAACUCCAUGAAGUCCGUUGAAUGAAAUUGGACAGUAAACUUCAUUCAUUUAACUGCAAAAAGGGAAAUCGAAAACGGUUUUCAAAAUAUUGCUUGAAAGCUAAAUUAGCAAGGUUCGCCAGCUGCUUGAGAGCGAGUGCUCUUGUCUGCAGCUGCUAAAAGUGUGUAUGUUUGAGUGAGCAGCCUCCAACAGCCAUGUCGGUAUCGGUGAUCAUUAAGUGGGGUGGCCAGGAGUACUCCAUCAGCUCUCUGUCUGAGGAGGACACAGUGCUGGACCUUAAACAAUCGAUUAAGACCUUGACUGGUGUGCUGCCAGAGAGACAGAAAUUGCUGGGACUAAAGGUCAAAGGUAAGCCAGCUGAGGAUGAGGUGAAGCUUGGCUCUCUGAAGCUGAAGCCUAACACCAAGAUCAUGAUGAUGGGCACCAGAGAGGAGAGUCUGGAAGAUGUUUUAGCCCCUCCUCCAGAGAAUGAUGAUGUGGUGAAUGAUUUCGACAUUGAGGAGGAGGUCAUUGAAGUAGAGAACAGAGAGGAGAACCUAGCUAAAAUAGCUAGAAGAGUGAAAGACUAUAAGGUGGACGAGCUAAAUCCUCCCAGAGAGGGCAAGAGGCUUCUGGUGCUGGAUGUGGACUACACACUGUUUGAUCACAAGUCUUGUGCAGAGACGGGUCAAGAGUUGAUGAGGCCAUUCCUCCACGAGUUUCUGACCUCUGCUUAUGAGGACUAUGACAUUGUCAUCUGGUCUGCCACAAGUAUGAAGUGGAUUGAUGCCAAGAUGAAAGAACUUGGAGUGACGGACAACCCCAACUACAAGAUCGCAUUCAUGCUGGAUAGUGCAGCCAUGAUCACGGUGCACACUCCCAAGAGAGGAGUGGUGGAGGUGAAGCCUUUAGGUGUGAUCUGGGGGAAGUAUGGUGAGUUCUACAGUAGGAAGAACACCAUCAUGUUUGACGACAUCGGACGGAACUUCCUCAUGAAUCCACAGAACGGCCUGAAGAUACGACCCUUUAUGAAGGCUCAUCUGAACAGAGAAAGGGACAGGGAGCUGUAUAAACUAGCCCAGUACCUCAAAGAGAUCGCCAAGCUUGAAGACUUCACUGGACUCAACCACAAACACUGGGAGAGGUUCUUGUCUAAGAGGCACAGCCAUUGAAAGAGGACCACUCUGACAGACUUCAAGGAUAAGUUGAUGUUGUAGCCCCAUCACAUAUUCUACACACAUUUCACAAUUAUAACUACUCCGCAACAACCAACAGACCCGCAACAACUCAGGACUGGGAUGCUCUACCCUAUUUAUAUACCUGCAUGUUUGGUGUCUAACUGUACACACACCACACACACACACACACACACACGGGCUGUCGAAAUUGGCCAAAAAUGACGUUUGGUUAUUCCUUCUAAAAAAAACAAAAACACAUGGGUUCGAACCCAUUCAGAUGUAUUUUUGCGCAUUCAGAUGACGGAUGGAUGGCAAACCAAUACAACGACAGACAUAACUACUUGUAUAGGUAUAUUUAUUUCAACGUAAUCAUGUCUUUUAAAAGACCUACAUACCUACACAUUACAAAAUAAACAAAUGAAAUAUUGUCCUAUAUUGUAAAACUUCAUUUAAAGACCAUAGACC
This is a messenger RNA of Lampris incognitus (smalleye Pacific opah), 1626 nucleotides long. It is a transcript of the gene ublcp1, whose product is annotated as ubiquitin-like domain containing CTD phosphatase 1. Gene Ontology annotation, cellular component: nucleus. Bases 199 to 1155 code for a protein of 318 amino acids. The transcript is spliced from 11 exons. Gene Ontology annotation, biological process: protein dephosphorylation. Lineage: Eukaryota; Metazoa; Chordata; Actinopteri; Lampriformes; Lampridae. Gene Ontology annotation, molecular function: protein binding; protein serine/threonine phosphatase activity. The record is from RefSeq and is a predicted model, not a curated record.